UUGGGCGGGAGUUCCUGGCUUCACGUAUCGGCGUCUCUUCUUCACGCGCAGCGCGGGCACCGAGGAGGAGGGGGACACAGACAAUGGCGGACGGUGUCGACCACAUCGAUAUUUACGCCGAUGUAGAAGAGGAAUUUAAUCAGGAGUCUGAUUAUCCUGUUCAUGAGCAGAUUGACCUUUAUGAUGUCAGCUCACCAUCUGCCAACAACGGGGACGCACCUGAGGACCGAGAUUACCUGGACAACCUGCCUGCGCCGGGUGGAUCCGAGGGGAGCAAAGGAGCUCCGCCGAAUGUCGUCUUCACCUACACCGGCAAACGAAUCGCUCUGUACAUCGGCAACCUCACAUGGUGGACCACGGAUGAAGAUUUGACUGAUGCUAUUCGCUCAGUAGGCAUCAAUGAUGUGCUGGAGAUCAAGUUUUUUGAGAAUCGAGCAAAUGGACAGUCCAAAGGGUUUGCUCUGGUCUGCGUGGGUUCAGACUCAUCGUCCAGGAAGCUGAUAGACCUGCUGUCCAAACGAGAGCUGCACGGACAAAACCCAAUCGUCACUCCUUGCAACAAACAGUCGCUCAGCCAGUUUGAGAUGCAGUCGCGAAAAAGCAUACAGUCCGGGCAGAUGUCCGGAGAGGGGAAGGCCGGGCCUCCAGGCUCAGGAUCUCGCAGUGGAUUUCCUCCUGGCAAGAAUCGCGGGCGCUUUCCCACCCCUCCUGGCCCGGGAGGAGACCGCUUCCCUGGAUCAGGUGGACCUGGUGGACCUCCACCACACUUCCAAGGUAUGCAAGGCCCGCCGCGUCCCCCCUCAGGCCCACCUGGGCCUCCAGGACCCCCCGGCCCCCCUCUACCCGGUCAAGGUCUGCUGCCACCCCUCGGAGGUCCUCCGAAUAGAGGAGACCGUCCUCCUCCACCCGUCAUGUUUCCUGGUCAGUUUGGUCAGCCUCCUAUGGGUCCGAUGCCUCCUGGGCCGCCCCCACCUGGAUACGGGCCUCCUCCAGGCCCCCUUCCACCUCAGCAGGGUCUGCCCCCUCCGGGACCCUUUCCUCUCCGUCCACCUGGGCCCUUAGGACCCCCGCUUGGCCUCGCACCUCCACCUCACAUGCAGGGACCCCCUCCUGGAGGUCCACCACCGGCCCCUCACGUCAACCCGGCCUUCUUCCCACCGCCUGGAAACAACAACAUGCCCUCGUCCGACAGCAGGGGCCCACCGCCGGGUGACAUGUACGGCCGCCCGCCUCCAUAUGACAGAGACUUUGGCCCUGGUGGCAGGGACAUGGAUUCGUCUCGCGCUCCUCUGAGUGAAGCUGAGUUUGAGGAGAUCAUGAAUCGUAACAGAGCGAUAUCCAGCAGUGCUAUCUCGAGGGCAGUGUCCGAUGCGAGUGCAGCUGAUUACGGCAGUGCUAUAGAGACUCUGGUGACCGCCAUCUCUCUGAUCAAGCAGUCAAAGGUUUCUGCUGAUGACCGCUGCAAAGUCCUCAUCAGCUCACUGCAGGACUGCUUGCAUGGAAUAGAGUCCAAAUCCUACGGCUCUGCAUUGAAACGGGAACGGUCCAGGGAGAGGGACCACAGUCGCUCUCGUGAGAAGCAUCGCCGCAAGUCUCGGAGCCGAGACCGACACGAGGACUAUUACAGAGAGCGCAGCCGCGAGAGAGACCGUCAUCGUGAGCGAGACCGCGAACGUGACCGCGAGAGAGACCGAGAACGUGAGCGGGAGUAUCGCCGUUAGUUGGAGAAGAGAUCGGGAUCACAGGUACGUGAUCAGAAAAGUGUGAUCGGAGUACUUUGAUCCUUAAAACUUGUGUACCUGUUCUUGAAGCCGUUUAAUGUGCAAUAUCAGCUCCUGCAAACUUGAUAAUAUCUAGUUUGUCUUUGAAUGGAUUUUGUGUGUAUUUCAAAAGUAUAUAUGCUUUUGCAUUUAAACUGCACUUAUUUGUCCAUUUAACUGAGAUUUGCUGCUACUUUUGACACUACGCCAAUGUCAAACAAUACCCACCCCCCCUUUAUUGUGCCUAAUUGAACAAUUGUUUGCCAAAAAAAUGAAAUUCAGGAUGUUUCAUGCCUUUAGAAUUGCGAUUAUGAAAUAUAAAUUCAACAUGUGACCAUAAAUGUAUAGAAAAUUGGUUAAAGUUGGUUGAGUUUGAGAAAAUGAAUGUAUUGAAAAGAGCCAAAUGGUUUCUCCGGUUGUGCGCUGACAUUCCUGCAGGCAGCUUUGAUGUUGACUAUGGUUGUCCUAGUUCUGGUUCAGUACCUCAGUGAUUUGUUGUGAAAAGCAAAUGAAUGGAGUCAAAUUGAUCUGCUUUGGCAUUUAAAAACGUGAAGCUUGUAGUCUGUCAGUUUGAGGUGUCAUGGUGUAGACAAAUUACAUUUUAAAUGUUGAGCACAUCUGUACAGUAUAAUGGAAAAAAAAAAACGUAUUAUGAAUGUCCUUUGUCAGAACAAGCUAAAUGUAUUUUCACUGUCAAGGGUCAUUUUAUGCAUCCUAGUAUUUCAGUCACAUUUGCAGGUUUUUAAUAGCUAGUCAAAUUGACAUUUUCUCAGUUCAUAUCGUUAUUCAUUUAUUUUCCAUGUUUGUUAAUGUUACGUCCUCUUAGAUGCUGCAAAUGUAGCAGUUCUUCACCAUUUUUAAUGUUUCUUAAAAUGUAAAAUAAAAGUAGAACUACAGUGUCAUAGUUACACCAAUUAUGCAUUAAAUUUUUAUCUGCUCCUUUAAUGCUUAAUGAAUGAAGAACUGCUAUAUUGCUUUUCCAGAGGUUACAUUUUUAGCAUUUUUAUGCUUUUUUGUUUCUUAUUCUCUAGGUAAACACCCAUGUUUGUGAUUUAUUUUAGUUUGAUUUAAUAUGCACCAGAUAUUUAAUAAAUAUUUUCACAAUCAGUAUUUAAAUGAAUGCAGCACAUGUCCUCAGUUCAAACCCUGUUGGUCUGAUUUUAGAAACUCAUUACUGUCUAACCUGUUGCUUCAUGGCUCUGCUGUGUGAUGUUUCCUACAGGCUAAAUUUGUACGUAAAUGUAAAUUUGUACAUAAUUUGUAUGUAAAUGCUGAGGACACUGUAAUAUCAUGUGUGAUGCAUUAUGAGUGACCCCACAUAUGCUAGAUUUAGAUGCAAAAGAAAAUGCUAAACAGUUCAACUAAAAUGGCAACUCGGGUUUAGCAAAUAGAUUGUAAAUGCACAACUGCAUUGUUAGUUUUGUUGAAUGUAAUUCUGAUAGCCUCCAAAUUGUUGCUCUGGCCUCCUCCUAUCCAAAAAAUUGCCAAUUUUUCAGCUGUUUGUUUAUUUUAGUUUUUCUCUCUUCUCAACUGUACAACCGUGAAUUGUAGCAACACCAUUAAGAGAAAGUCAGCAAUGCACAAUUUGCAUAUUGGUGUGUUCCCCAGUUAUUAAUUCAGAAAUCAUGUUGCACUUUUAAAUACGUGUUUUUAGUCUAAAGUAUGCAUUGGGUUCGAGGUUUUGAAUAGAGAGUUUAAGCACUGCAAACUUAAAGGAAUUGAAAGCAUUUGCUCCAAGCGUAGGACCCUGUUCCUGGGGAUUUAUUGGGAUUUAUUGGGAUUUUUGGAUGUAGUGCCUAUAUGUCUGGAGUUCAUCUGCAGAAAUGACUGUGUUCCUAGGUUACUUGUGUAGGUUUUUCUGAAGUAAUGGUCCUGACGUGGUAAUAAAUCACACCCCUUUUCCUCUGUUCACUAUUGUGCUUUAUAAGAUUGUCACAGGAUUGGACAAACUUGUGUUUCUGGGAUCAUUAUCGUUAAUUGUAAUUCCAAACUCUAACUACAGUGCAAGAAUUUCCAUGUGUUCAUGUCUAUCUUGCUAAUUAUUUCUUGUAUUAAAAUGGGCGGAAAUACCCUUGAAUGACUAAAGACACAAACUAAUGGUUUAAUAGGAAAUUGCAUCUUUUGUACGUUAUAUUUUUUGUUGAUUUUUUUCCUGACUAACAGAAGGGCAAAGUAUGACUAGUCUCUGAAUUUUGUCCAACCCUGUGUACUUUAUCUCCAGUGUCCAGUGAAUCACUAGAAUCAAGCAAUUUGGUACAGAACUUGAGUAGAAAUGAUGCUUAAAAUGGUAAACAAUUGUAAAUAGUUGCAUCUUAAAAACAAUUGCUCGUUGCAUUGGGGGUGGAUUGAAUUUGAAAUGUGGAUUUGAUGCUUGUUCUCGAGAGGUAAAGGGACACUAUACUUUGUACUUUAAAAUUAUGAUUUUAAGAUUUAGUAUUUUUCCUGUUGUAGAAAAAAGACUGCAUUUGCAGUUUUGAGUUGAAGUUGAACAACUAGUUAAAUGCUCUAAAGAAUCUUAAAUGAUUGGAUUAUCGAUUAAUUCAGAAAUUCAUUAAAAGCCAUAAUAAAAUGUGUCGUUUUUAAAUGUGUUUGUAUUUUGGCAGUUUACUGUGGACUUAAUGUCCAAUUGAAUGUUGUUUUAGACACCUUUUUAGAUGUGGUUUUCCAUUACAUAAAGAGAUGAAUUCUUCAAAAUAAGUGAUUUGAAGUAGAUCACAUCUGCUUUUAUAAUUGAUUUUACCUGUGGAAAAACAAAACACUCAAAGUAAUUACUGUUUAACCUUGUUGAGGUUAUACAUGUUUUAAAUUAAGAAAAACCAAUCAACCAAAUUCAUGCCAUUCAGUAUCAUCAUAUAGGGAUUUUUAUGCUAUUUAAAUUGUAUAUAUCCAUAAACUCUUAUUCUACAGAUGCAAUUUAAACAUGCACUUUCUUAUUGCAGUUUUUCAUCUUUAAUAUUAUUAUUAUUAUUAUUAUUAUUUAUUUUUUAAUCCAUCUUGUUCCAAGCCUGUAUAAUUUUCUUUAGUUUUUUGGCUAAAAUGUACUCUAAAAAUACAACACUACCAAAUGUAUUUCAAACCUCACUCAUUCAGAUCUUGUGUUAGUAGUACUACUGAUGCUGAUUUGUUUUGGUUGAUUGCUUUCUCAAUGGAACUAAAAGCUAUAUUUUUCAUAUAAGGCAUAUUUUGCCUAUUUAUCAACAUGGAUUACAGUUUCGAUGUGGGGUAUUGUGCAGUCAAAUACUAUUCAUUUUAUCCUUGUCAUGGACAAAUAAUAGACAUCAUACAAGAUUAAUAUCCAAAAUUUUAAAUUAGCUGAAAAUGUGUUUUAAGCCAUCCAGGAUGUACAGGAUGUAGAUGAGUUUGUUUCUUCAUCAGAUUUGGAGAAAUUUAGCAUCACUUGCUCACCAAUGGAUGCUCUGCAGUGAAUGGGUGCCAUCAGAAUGAGUCAAAAGCUGAUAAAACAUAACAAUAAUCCACACCAGUCCAUUAGCUUCUUAAGAAACAAAUCUAUAAAGAUGUUUUUGUAACUUUAGACUGUUGCUUCCUUAUUUUAACAACUAAAGUAUGAGUUUUUUUGCACCAUUUUCACAGCAUUGCUUGAUCUGUGCUUACUUCUCUGCUGAUUCAGACAAAUUACUUUUUCAUUGGAUGAAUCAAUAUUUCAGCUAGAGGACAUGUUUGAAGUUAAAAUUCUUUACCAUUGAAUUGUUUUUGUUAACAAAUCGACUGGAAUGGUGUGAAUUACGUCCAGUGGUUUGGACUCUCAUUGUGACGGCACCCAUUCACUGCAGAGGAUCCAUUGGUGACCAAGUGAUGCUAAAUUUCUCCAAAUCUGAUUAGAAAUAAAGUCCUCUAUAACUUGGAUGUCAAAUUCCACAAACUCUCAUUCCUUUAAAGUUGAGUUGUGUUGAGUACAGUGUUUCAUAGUUGUGCAUGCCAAUGUCUUUAUGAUUGUGUCGUCUAUUCAGACUGUUUUCAUACACUGAAUCCAGGGGCUUUUCUAAAAUAGUUUUUUUUUUUUUUAUUAUUAUUAUUGAUUGCAGUUGAUGUUGUACUUUUACCAAAUUCUGUGCUUUUGUGAAACUACUACAUUUAAAUAUUGCUUUAGACCAGGGGUCGGCAAACUUUUUGGCAUGUGACAAUUUUUUAUUUUUCUGGUUAACCACUGUGCCAACACCCCCUCCCCCCAUGCAUUCUGUAUUUAUACAGUUCAUAAACAUUUUUAAAUGAUACCAUAAAUCAAUAGGAAUUCAUUUUCAUGCAGAUAGUUUCUGAACACCACUGUGUGUUUGUAUGAGAUUAGGCCAAUGCAUUAAGACAGUUCAGUUUAACUAAACUCUGCUUCAUUGUUUGUAGAGAGACAAACCCAAUCAAUUUACACCCCUCUCUCUGAGUUGUUACCUAAAAAUGUACAUCAGUAUGCAGUUUUCCCUAUUGCUCGCAUGUCAUUGAUUUAUCCCUCUGCAUGCCAUAUGUUGCCGACCUCUGCUUUAGAACAUUACAGCAGUCAUAACUAAGUUUGAUGCUGUUGAAAGUUGUUUGCAUGCUUGUGUAUGUCUGGGACGGUCUGAGCGUGUGUAGAUGUAGAGGGGAAAAGCAGCUGUGUGUGUUUCUGGGUUCUGUGCCCCAAAACAAACUGCCACCUUCAUUUUGACACCUUUCAGUCGAACGCAAGAGGAGGAGGAGAGACGUCAGGAGCACCGUGGAUUCAUCCGACAGCGUCCCGGAGAGCGCCGGACUCCAGACACACUCUGCAGAGCUAAAGUAGAGUUCUGUAAAAUAUUAUAAACUCACUCUUAAUUCCUGACAGCUCUUUUUAUUUUUUACUUUUAUUUCAAAUUAGCUCUGUGCUAAAGUCAGUUCAGUGAAAGAGAAUUAUUUGCCUGCUUGUUCGAGAAACAAAACAACUUUCCCACAGCUAUGAUGUUGUAAAUUGUCAGUUAGCUAGGUUUGUUUUUAUAGGAUCAACCUUUUUUGGUUUCAUGUUUCUUCCCUUUUCCCCUCAUCCAUAUAAUGUGUAAGUGUCUUUUGCCUUGAUUAUUAAAUGGAAUGUGUUGUAAUAAA
This is a messenger RNA of Carassius gibelio (silver crucian carp), 6824 nucleotides long. RefSeq names its product cleavage and polyadenylation specificity factor subunit 6. The transcript has 11 exons. Bases 84 to 1721 code for a protein of 545 amino acids. Gene Ontology annotation, biological process: mRNA alternative polyadenylation. Gene Ontology annotation, molecular function: mRNA binding. The record is from RefSeq and is a predicted model, not a curated record. Gene Ontology annotation, cellular component: mRNA cleavage and polyadenylation specificity factor complex. NCBI's taxonomy places the organism in Eukaryota, Metazoa, Chordata, Actinopteri, Cypriniformes, Cyprinidae.